Limulus polyphemus (Atlantic horseshoe crab) is the source of this 1440-nucleotide messenger RNA. RefSeq lists its product as uncharacterized. The record is from RefSeq and is a predicted model, not a curated record. Lineage: Eukaryota; Metazoa; Arthropoda; Merostomata; Xiphosura; Limulidae. Bases 226 to 882 code for a protein of 218 amino acids. The transcript has 6 exons.
AGUUGCAGAACUUAUUCUUUGACGAGUGGGUUACAGUUGAACAAGGCGCUUUCAAGAAUCUUGUGAAAUCUACGUCAAGGUCGAUUCCAGGAUAUUAAUCGCCGAGAAAAUAAUAAUUAUGAUGUCAAACUGGGAAACUGGGAAGUUUGUGUGCACAAGAACCUCCCUCAUCAGGAAAAGACAGAAGCAGGGACGACCGAAAACGUUAGAAUAAAUUCAACAAAAAUGUCUGAAAACCUAGAAAGUGAAGAAAAUGGUAAAUUCCAUGAAACCGAAAUAGCAGACACACAACGCAAUGAAAAUAGGAAAACAACGAGGAAGUGUUUUUUAAAGAUAACUGAUGAGGUCGAUCUAAACGUUAGCCACACUUUUUCCGGACUUUGCCACAGAUGCUGCUACUGGUUUGGUUUAGCUUUCCUGGCUUUCAUUGGUGGUAGUGUUGCUGUUGGUAUAUUGUGCGGUUUGCAGAUAUCUAUGAUAAUUAUAGGUACUAUCCACAGAAACAACUGUCCUGCCCAACCCUGCAUUCCCAUUUACAUGACUACUUCUGGGUGUUUAGGUAUUGUAGGCGUCUUGAUAGGUGUCACCCGUCAAGUCAUGGAGAAAAGAGGCAGAAAGAGAAUAGUAAUAUUUCUCCACAAAUUCGUUCUUGUGUCGUCAAUCUGCAUCAUUCUACCUUGGUAUGUUGUGGGUUGCGUUUGGCUUUAUCAAACCUAUGAACCACAAUAUGAAGACAAGUCCAGCGCCGAUUACUGCCAUAAAUCUCUCUACCUCUUCGCUUUCUUUUUUCAAUCGAUUUUGUUCAUGUUCAUUUGCCUUCUAAUUCUUCUGGAGAUUUUGUAUCGUUUUAUUGAAUUCUAUAGAUUAUUUAAAAAACGGUAAUUACCUCCAUAUAAAUGUAACAAAUGUGACCACUAUUUGGAUGCAGUGGAGAGAACGGAAAAGGUUACAAUAAUGCUUCCAAGCAGAAAAUGUGAAUCAUGUUGAUUGAGGAUAAGCUGAUUAUCACGAUUAAGGUUUCAUGCUAGCUGGUUGUGAAAAGGAGAAUUAGUAUUGUAGCUUUAACCGUACAUUCACGUGACUUUACUUUCCUCCAGCUAAAACAGCGUUAAGUAUUGGCGGUAUUCGAAUCACCAGUGUAAAUAAAAUGUGCUGAAUUAUAAAAGCGUUCACAUUAGAACACGAUCAUAAUAAUGUAUUAAAAACUGCUUUUAUUCUUCAUUGAAGCCAUUAUGAAGUUUGCUUUAAUGGGAAAAUCUGAAGUGCCCGAAAUCAACUUAUUUGGAUAAGUUUUGCUCUAACUUGGAGAAAAUGAUUUUUAACAUGAAACUGGUAUACAUUACCAUCAUCCUUUGUUGAAAUAAUGAAACCUUAAAUUUGUCUAUACUUUAGAAUUGUUUUUAUUUCUUUGUAUGGAACGAUAUUGUAUGUUUCAGUGUA